This is a messenger RNA of Lactuca sativa (garden lettuce), 1619 nucleotides long. The record is from RefSeq and is a predicted model, not a curated record. Lineage: Eukaryota; Viridiplantae; Streptophyta; Magnoliopsida; Asterales; Asteraceae.
UUACGCCUAUAAUCCUAUCGUCCUGCCAAUCUGUAUCAAGUGUGCUAUGCUUUGGAGUCUAAAUCAAAAAUAAAAAUCGCCAUCUCCUCUAUUCUAGUCCUCUGUAUCUAAGCUCUCACGUCUUAAUUCUCACGAUUCAAUCAAUAGUCUUUUUUCUCUUUGGCUUUGGAGUUUGGAGUAUUCAAAAUCGCCUUACCAAGUUAUCAGUUGCAUAUGCCUGCGUUUUCUCUACAAUCUCCGUAACACAGGAAGAUAAAGAAAAUUCGGAAAACCUUUCGUGUGAUUGGAAGAAUCCCACGAGCAGAUGUAAAGACUCCUAAACCAGCAAAGGUUUGUGAAAAAAACAGAAAAAAGACUUUGUGGAGUCCCAUAAAGAUGCUACUGAAACCUCCAAGUUCCUUCCAUUCAACAAACUUAGAACAAGCAACUCCAAGAAAAAGACAACCCACACACACUGAAAAAUGAUAGGGUGGGAUGACAUUUACAAGGUAAUAACGUCAAUGUUUCCACUCUAUGUGGCACUAAUGUUAGGCUAUGGCUCAGUGAAGUGGUGGCAUAUGUUUAAUCCCGACCAUUGUGAUGCAAUAAACCAGCUCAAUUGCUACUUUAUCAUGCCUCUCUUCCAAUUUAACUUCACAACUCGCGUCAAUCCAUAUAAAAUGAACUUCCGUUUCCUAGGGGCAGAUGCCAUCUCCAAAGCCCUAAUCAUCAUAAUAAUAUCAUCAUGGGCUAAGUUCACUACGAAAGGAAACUAUCCGUGGUCAAUCACAAGCUUCUCUUUGUCAAGCUUGAGUAAUACACUUGUUGUAGGGGUGCCUCUUAUUCGAGCAAUGUAUGGGACAUUUGGUGAAAACCUUGUCAUCCAAUACUCCAUUUUGCAAUUCACAGUGUGGAUUAUAACCUUACUGUUGAUGUACGAGUUCUGGAGUGCAAACAAAUCGUUUGAUGAUUCGGUAUCAGUCACAACAAGGGAUCUGGAAGGAAAUAAUGAAGAGGUUACCACACCUACAAGACCAUCUCUUCUUAUUUUAAUGAAGAUUGUGGGGCUAAAACUCGCUAAGAACCCUAACUCCUAUGCAUGCAUCCUUGGUCUUGCUUGGGCGCUAGUAUCCUACAGGUGGGAUUUGAAAAUGCCUAGCAUUGUGGAAGGAUCAGUAUUGAUAAUGUCUAGAGCUGGUUCAGGUCUUGCCAUGUUUUGCAUGGGAUUGUUCAUGGCAUUACAACGAAAGAUAAUUGAUUGUGGUGCAACCUUAGCGGCAUUUGGGAUGCUACUGAGGUUUGUGGUAGCACCAGCAUCGAUGGCAGUUUGUUCUCUUAUUGUGGGUUUACGCGGUGAUGUCUUAUGUAUUGCCAUCAUUCAGGCUGCGCUACCACAAGCCAUUGCAUCUUUUGUGUUUGCUAAGGAAUACCAACUUCAUACGAAUGUGCUUAGCACAGCGGUCAUAUUUGGCACAAUUGUAUCCAUUCCUGUGCUGAUUGCAUAUUAUGCUGUACUAGACGUCUUAGUAACAUAAUGGCGUUAUAUUUUUUAUUAUUUUCGUUUGUCGGUAUAUUUGAAUAUUCACAUGAUUUUGUAACAGUUCAAUAAUGUGAAAACUUUUCUUUGAACAUUCACAUAA